ACAGUCAUGCAGAGAUCUACCAUGAUUAAAGCGAAAAAUAAUUUUUUUUUUGUAAGCCAAGCACCAUGGAAUUGUAAGCUAUUUUUUAAUAAAAUUGCAGAGACAAAUUUUAUCGUUGGGGGCAAAAUCUUACUAUACAACAAAACGGCUAAAUUUAAUAAGGGAAGUUAAUGGAAGCAGACGUGGUUUAAUUAGGGUUAGGGUUUAGGAUUAGAGUUAAGCGGAAGGGAUCAGUCCGGGGAAUUCGUUGUUUAGUGAGUCGAUUCGAUCGAUUCUUUUUUCUCGCACUUUCUGCCACUGAUUGCCUUUUUUGUACUUGACAGCCAAUUAUAUUAUUUAAUGCGACUGUUAAAAAAAGCGACCUACUUGUGAUUAGUUCUGGCCUAAAAAUAUCAAAACUUGGUUUUUCUUCUCGCGGUCAAGAUGCUGCUCUACAGCUAUAUUCUUGGAAAGAUAGUGCGGAUUCCACUGAUCUAGUGGCGAAAUUGAUAGCAGAGGGGGAAACCCUCGUCAUAAAUUGGUGGCGUGGGGUCUAUUGAGGGAAUAUAGAAGAAUAUGCAGAUGAAUAUUCAGUAGUGAAGAAGCGGAGGAGAGAGGAGGGGAAGGGAAUUAAUUGUGAGAAGGCUGAGUCAGCAUGACUGACCUGGUGGCGCGGACGGGUCGGCAUCAGCAGCGUUAUGAGAGCGGCUAUCGUCUUGUUGCCGGGUGCAUUCCGUAUCGGUAUGCAGGGGCUGAUGAUGAUUGCAAUGGUAAUUGUAAGCAGAAAAUUGAAGUUCUUAUGAUUACUAAAGAGAAUAAACGUGGUCUUCUUUUUCCAAAGGGAGGGUGGGAAACAGAUGAAACCAAAGAGGAGGCAGCUAGACGAGAAGCACUAGAAGAAGCAGGAGUUCGAGGGGAGAUUAAGGUACGCUUGGGAACUUGGGACUUCAAGAGCAAAGGUGAACGGAAUGAAUGCAAUCCAGAAGGCCUUUGCAGAGCAGAGAUGUUUGCACUGUGUGUCACUGAGCAGCUGGACUCAUGGCCUGAACAAAAUGAACGCCAACGUCAGUGGCUCUCAAUUGCAGAUGCAGAUAAACAAUGUAGGCAUGCCUGGAUGCGAUCUGCUCUUAAUGCAUGUAUUGAAGCAGUUUCUUCUUCUUCAAAAUCAGUUGUGCCUGUAACUGAAAAUUGCACUGCUCGGUUCUCCGACCAGGAACAAUCUUGACAGGCUAUAGGAGUGAGAGCUUGUGUGGAAUUAACUUCUGUUCUCGAAUUCAUAUUUUUAUCGGAUGAAGUUAAAAAUAAUGUUUUAUGGUUGUAAAAGAGUAAUAUUUAGAAAGAAAAUGAAGAUUUUGUUCUUUAA
This is a messenger RNA of Cryptomeria japonica (Japanese cedar), 1342 nucleotides long. Its product is annotated as nudix hydrolase 16, mitochondrial. The coding region runs from base 635 to 1204 and encodes 189 amino acids. Gene Ontology annotation, molecular function: pyrophosphatase activity. The record is from RefSeq and is a predicted model, not a curated record. Gene Ontology annotation, cellular component: nucleus; cytoplasm. The transcript is spliced from 5 exons. NCBI's taxonomy places the organism in Eukaryota, Viridiplantae, Streptophyta, Pinopsida, Cupressales, Cupressaceae.